Messenger RNA from Tupaia belangeri chinensis (Chinese tree shrew), 1698 nucleotides. It is a transcript of the gene TMEM236, whose product is annotated as transmembrane protein 236. The transcript is spliced from 4 exons. Lineage: Eukaryota; Metazoa; Chordata; Mammalia; Scandentia; Tupaiidae. The record is from RefSeq and is a predicted model, not a curated record. The coding region runs from base 214 to 1266 and encodes 350 amino acids.
AGUGAUCACUUCCACAACAGCCCUGUUUCUUUAAGAGACAACAGUUGUUAAGUUAGAAGACCAUUGGACCAUGCGAGGGUCAAUAAAAGAAUAAAAGUCAGUGGUUAGUGAUCCGAGUACAAGGACCUCGAUCCCUGCUCAGUCCCUGUGUCCAUAUGCGGCUCACAGUCAGAGGAGGACCAGCGGAUUCUCCGCAGCCGGCACGUCCUCAGAAUGGCUUCUGGAAGGCUCAUCAAGCUCGUGAUUUUCGAGCUGCUUCAGUUCGCAGCCUUCUCCGUUCCCACCCUGGUAAUCAUGGAGCAGUUCGCCACUGCCUACCACACGGCAAGGAGAAUGACUGAGAGAACACAUUACUGGCUCAUCGUGGCCUCUUCUAUUGCCUACGUGGCUUCCGUCACUCUGUUGAUUUGGGUUCCCGUAAAAAUUCUCUUAUACAAGAAACGUCAUCUGUACAAAAAGAUUAUAGGGUGGAGACCUGUUAUGAUGAUGUGUGUAAUACUCACCACACUCCCCAGCUUCAGCUUUUCUAUAGCAGUGACUGAGGUUCAAAAGAACAAUAACAGUUCGGCUAAUAUAUUACCCGAUACUUUACCCGACCUGCCAGUGUCUCUGGUUGUGACAUCUUUGAUCGUGGUUGACAUUAUUGAAAAACUAAGGAUAUAUCCUCUCAGAGGGAGUCAAAAGAGCAAUGAAGACACUCACAUUCACAUAACUUCUUUGCAACAAAUAAAAACUGUGACGGAGCAAGUGAUGCCAAGUGCAGAAAAUGCUGCACACCCCCAGGCAGCCAGAACUGAGGUGUCGGCACCACCAGGAGCCUCAACACAGCGUCAAGUGCCUGUGCUGAUGGGACCCCAAGAACCAUCCUUUCAGUCGGGAAUCCUGAGAACAAUGUCCCGGCGAGAUGUCCGAGCGGAGAUAUUUCUGUGGAGCUUUGUGCUUUGGUCUGACACGGUAGAAAUGGUGCGUGUGGCUGGCCAUCCAGCUGUGUACAAGUCGGGCUGGCUGUAUCCGGUCUACUUAUUCAGUUUUAUCUCUCUCCUUCGAAUUAUCUUCACACCCCAGAACCCUCUUCUCAACUCCUUGGGCAUCUUACUGCAGGAUUUACCCUUUAUUUUUGUCAGACUUUCUUUAAUCAUUGCCCUGGGGACUAUCACGCCCGUGCUGGGCCUUUGUAAGAAUAUUCUAGUGACUCUUUCUUAUGUUUACUUCAAUUAUGUAACCAGACUCAGGGUUUUCUCUACUUUUGAAACAUCUCCAUUUUAAAAGGAAAAUGAAACAUAGUAAAGACUUCAUUAUGUAUGUGAGCACAUAUGUAAUAAUUUGGGGGGGGGACAUAAGUUUUUGUAUUAUAUUAAGAAAUGAGGAAUGGAUUGUAAAGAGUUAAGUGUUUUAAAUAACUGUAUCAUAGCUGGAUUUUUUUGUGAAUAUGAAUGGUGCUAAAUUUAAAGUUAUAUUUCUAUACAUUGGCUUCCAUGGAUCUCUAGAAAAUGUUAGCUAUGUAUCCUAUAGGUCUUUUAGUGAAGAAGUACACCCUCUUCAAUGAAGCCUUUUGAAAAAGAAUGUGUUUUCCCACUAAAUUAGCCCAAGAAUGAGAUUAUCAUUUACACACAUUAAAGAGUAUUACAUUGGAAUCAGCAGUUAGCAUAAUGGCUAUGUUGCCGGACUCCCAUGUAGUCAAUCAUGGUUCGAGUCCUG